AAGCUUUUUGAAAAUACAUAACGAUUGUGUUAAGGUCAUACAGAUUACAGAGCCAAACAAGGCUUGAAGCAUCAUGAAAUUACAGAUGUACCCCAACCACAGAAAAACCAGAAUUCCAAAACUCGACAGAAGCCUCGUUUGCUUCAUGGUUAGCAUUACGGAUUUUUAAAGGAUCAUUCUUCCCUUGAAGGAAUCUACCAAACACCAUUCCAUCCUUGUUUCUCAAUUCCCAGGUCGUAUUUUCCUUGUGCUCCAAUUUUUGAGAAAGUCCAAGAAGAUCAUGUCGAACCUCACAACCGACGCUGUGACUUCAGUUUCAUUUUCGGAUUUCCCUGAAGAUGUCCAGCUCUGUAUCCUCUCCUUCUUGACUCCCUCCGAGAUCGCCACCUUCGCUUGCACAUCAAAACGCUUCCUUUCACUCUGUACCUGCGACAGCAAGCUCUGGUUCACUCUUUGCGACAGGAGAUGGGGGUCCAAGACCCAGAUCAAGAAAUGGGGAUCCGGUAAAAUCACCUACAGACUCCUCUACAGGACCCUGAUCGAGUGGGAAAAUCUGAUUGGUUUCUGGCGUCGAAGCGGGCAGGUAACCCUCGGCGUCGCAUCUCCACCCUUGAUUUUCUUUGAAUGGUGUCCAUCGUUUAUUAUUGGGUCUAGGGUUUCUCCUUCUAGACUUGGUACUUAUCACGUGAUAAAAGCUCCAUUCUUAUGUAUGAGUAUCACCCCAGAGGGCGAGACUAUGAAUUUUCUCGACCCCGAUGGGAAAAUCGAAUUGUCGGAAGAUUUCGUGGACGCGGUGCAAGCAGGGUUUCUAGAGAACGAUUUGAUUCCAGUUCAUGUCAGUUUCAUGGGGAAAAACCAUGUUGUUGUAGAGGAAAACUUGAGCUUUACUUCUUUGAAUUCUCAAGAACCAAAAAAUACUGGGUUUCGGAGGAGUUCGAGUUCCGGUAACGUGAGAGCAGAGGAUAUUGGGGUUGUGGAGGACAUGAUUGGCUCGGAGAGCGGGUCGCCAGGGAGUUUGCCGGACAGAUUCAUGUCGGAAAUUUAUCAAUACUUUGCGAACAGAACGAGCCCGGGUGGGGAGAGGGCGUCGAGGAGGCAGAGGAAGAGAGAGAAGGCAAGGCAGGGUAGGAGGAAGUGGAUGCCUGAGCAUUUUGUUAAAAUUGUUAACUGUUCCCCCACACCAUCAAGGCCUUUACAGGGACUAUGGAAGGGUAUAUCUGAUGAUAAGAACUUGUACUUUUUUCUUGUGGCAUAUGAUGACAUUGGAGGCAUUGCCUGUCGAACAAUUGGGGACUCAUCUAAACCUUUGUCUGGUUACUCCCCUGUAUUUUGGACUUCAAAAACUACACUUUUAGAGGCUCCAUUUUCUCCUGAAGAAGAAUAUUUAUAUGAUAGUCGCAUACAUCUUCGGCCACUUGCAACAGCAGAUCACAUUCAUGGGCAUCAUCCCUUGACAGAAAAUGAAGUGGUUUCACACAUACUUUGCAUAAAUUCAAGUUAUGAUCUGGUAAUUCCAGACUUGGCUGGAACUUCUGCAAAUCCACGGGAUGUGGAAGGAAGGAUUUGGCUGUAUGAGAGUGGGACAUUUGGGUUUGGGUUUCUCAGGAACCAUUUCAUUGUAGACCUGAAACAUAUUGCACAACAUGGCUGUCUUCUUGAGGCAAUGGAACUUUGUAGUGAUUUGUGCUAGUUUAAGGCCAUCUGUAUACAAAACAGUCAUGUAGCUGGAUGCCAUUUGUGUACUUUGGCACUUUGUAACAAUAAUGAUAUCAAUUCUUUUGAUAGCAUCCCGUCAUAUUGAUUUUCUAUUUAGUGUUGAGUUCAUUUUAUGGAA
Messenger RNA from Vitis riparia (riverbank grape), 1834 nucleotides. RefSeq names its product F-box protein At3g12350. Gene Ontology annotation, cellular component: SCF ubiquitin ligase complex. Gene Ontology annotation, molecular function: protein binding. Lineage: Eukaryota; Viridiplantae; Streptophyta; Magnoliopsida; Vitales; Vitaceae. The coding region runs from base 281 to 1690 and encodes 469 amino acids. Gene Ontology annotation, biological process: SCF-dependent proteasomal ubiquitin-dependent protein catabolic process; gibberellic acid mediated signaling pathway. The record is from RefSeq and is a predicted model, not a curated record. The transcript is spliced from 2 exons.